AUGGGCCCCAAAGACGAGAAGAAACCGUUGUUGGGCAACAGCAACGCCGACAAUUCCCGACCAGAAAAAGAAAAAAAUGUCACCCGUUACCGGAGUCUGGAACAUUCCAACGGAACGGGCACCAAUAAACAAGUCAACCACAGCAUCACGUAUACGUGGACAAACAUGAACGUGUACACGAAAAACGGCAAAAGUCAAAACUUUUACGAUUCGCUCACGUCGUGCUGUUCAGGGAGUCUUAAAAACAAGACUGAAAAAAAACAAUUAUUAAACAACGUGAGCGGUUCGGCGCGACCAGGCGAACUGUUGGCUCUGAUGGGAUCCAGUGGCGCCGGCAAAACGACCUUGUUGAACUCGCUGACAUUUAGGAGCGAUAACAACGUGUCGGAAUCUGGAGUUAGAUCCAUCAACGGCAUACCGGUCAACAGUAAAUUGCUGACGGCCGUCUCCGCGUACGUCCAACAACACGACCUGUUCAUAGGGACGCUCACGGUCCGAGAGCACUUAAUAUUCCAGGCGAUGGUGCGAAUGGACAGACACAUACCUUACGAAAAACGGAUGGCUCGAGUUGAAGACGUCAUACAAGAGCUGUCAUUGAGCAAAUGUCAAAACACUAUCAUCGGUGUGACCGGCAGAAUAAAAGGUUUAUCUGGUGGUGAAAUGAAACGUUUAUCGUUUGCAUCCGAGGUGUUGACAGACCCUCCGCUGAUGUUCUGCGACGAACCGACUUCGGGACUGGAUUCGUACAUGGCGCAAAACGUGGUUAGCGUGCUCAAGUCGAUGGCGUCCAAGGGCAAAACAAUCAUUUGCACCAUUCACCAGCCGUCGUCCGAGGUGUACUCCAUGUUCGACAAGAUACUGUUGUUGGCCAGCGGGCGUACAGCUUUCCUGGGCACUCCCAACGAUGCCAUCGAGUUUUUCAAAACGCUCGGCGUCAGCUGCCCGAAGAACCACAACCCGGCGGACUUUUUCAUUCAACUGUUGGCCAUCGUACCGUCUCAAGAACUGUGCUCGUACGACACCAUCGACACGGUUUGCGAGGCUUAUGAGGGCUCAAACUACAAGAGUGAAAUGAUCGAACACCAAAAACAGUUGUUCGCCGCCAGCAAAAGCUCAAUGGACUAUUGGGGCUCGACCGGUCUGGAGAACGUCUCGUCGCCGUACAAAGCGACGUGGUUGGAACAGUUUUCGGCGGUCUUCUGGCGGUCGUGGCUCAGUAUCAAAAAGGAACCAGCCCUCACCAAAAUCAGGCUCAUCCAAACGAUGUUGGUAGCCGCUCUGAUAAGUUUCAUAUUCUACAACCAACACUUGGACCAAGACGGAGUGAUGAACAUUAAUGGAGCCCUGUUCAUGUGCAUAUCUAACAUGACGUUCCAGAACGUGUUGGCCGUUAUUAACGUAUUCUGUUCCGAACUUCCGGUGUUCAUGCGCGAACACCACAACGGCAUGUACCGGACGGACGUAUACUUCCUGAGCAAAACCCUUGCCGAGGUACCAAUAUUCUUGGUCAUACCAAUACUGUUCACGUCCAUCAUGUAUUACAUCGUGGGUCUAAACCCGAAGUUCAUACACUUCCUCACGGCCGUCCUUUUCAUAACGCUCGUCAGUCUGGUGGCCGUUUCGUUCGGUUACUUCGUAUCGUGCGCCAGUGGUUCCAUAUCGGUCGCACUUUCAGUGGGGCCCACGAUCGUCAUACCUUUCUUGCUAUUUGGCGGUUACUUCUUGAACGUCGGAUCAAUUCCGUAUUACUUCCGGUGGCUGAGCGUCUUCUCGUGGUUCAAGUAUGCCAACGAAGGGCUGCAGGUCAACCAGUGGGCAGACAUCGACACCAUCCAGUGCAACAGAGCGAACACGACGUGUCCUCGUUCCGGUCACGCCGUUUUGGAGUCGAAUAGUUUUCUAGAGUCAAACAUCACCAUGGACAUAAUUUCACUAUUUUUAUUAGUCAUCGUCUUUCGGUUUAUGGCGUACUUAUCACUCCUGGCCAGAACGGUGAGGAAGUAACAUACACGAAAUAAUGUUUUCAACGGUUCUGGAAAUUCAUCACUGCCACAACUGCGUAUAACAUACCUACAUAAUGUUUGUAAAAAAAAUCGCCAAGGGCAUACACUACGUAGAAUUAAAAUAUAGAUCCUGCAGAGAAUAAGGAAAACUAAAUACAUUAAUAUAUUUAUACAAUUAUACAGGAUAAGGUCGCAUAGUGUUGUACAUAAAUUAUUUUACAAAAGAUAGUAGAAAGAAAAAUAAUGUAAUGUAAUUUUAAUUUAAUUUAAACAAAUAACUACAUAAUAUAGUUAGAUGCCAUGUCAUUAUUGUGCGUUCAUCAGUUGAAGACAUUCUAAUCUCUGAAACUUCAUUUCUAUAAUUAAUAAAUUGGUUCUUAAGUAACUUUAUUUUUUUUACAUUUUAUUAUUUAAAUUUAAGUAUCAGAGUGCCUGAGUGCCAUAGCCAGAGUGAAUGCCCGUGACUGUACAUUUCACUCAAAAUCUCAUGUUUUUCUUAUUAGAUAAAUACACUCAACCACACUGAUAAAUCUUAAUAUAUAAUAUUACUAGUUUACCUAUAAUUGUGUAUAUUAAAGUUACCCCCCCCCCCAUUCGAAUUUAAACCUAAAAUACGGUACUAGUAUUUGGUGAACUAAAAUAAAGUCAGUUGUUUGGUAUUUAAUCUGACUUUUUUAAUAGUAGUCGUGAUUAUUUUAAGAGUAUACAUUUUAUGUUUGUUUGAUGAUUUUUUUUAUAAUUAUUAUAAUUAUUACUAUUAUUAUUAUUAUUAUUACCUUAUAUAAUACA
This is a messenger RNA of Rhopalosiphum maidis (corn leaf aphid), 2792 nucleotides long. RefSeq names its product protein white (gene w). Bases 1 to 2004 code for a protein of 667 amino acids. NCBI's taxonomy places the organism in Eukaryota, Metazoa, Arthropoda, Insecta, Hemiptera, Aphididae. The record is from RefSeq and is a predicted model, not a curated record. Gene Ontology annotation, molecular function: ABC-type transporter activity; ATP binding; ATP hydrolysis activity. Gene Ontology annotation, biological process: transmembrane transport. The transcript is spliced from 13 exons. Gene Ontology annotation, cellular component: plasma membrane.